AUGGAGGCAAGGGAUGUCCCCAUCUCCAUCCCUGCAUUGGCCACGGAGCUGCGGUUCGCCCAGCGCCUCAGGGAGCAUUUGGAACAGGAGCAGCUCCUGGAUGGGCGCUACCGGCUGCAGGAGGUGCCAAGGGGCCGGGUGGCCCUGCCCAUGCUGGAGGAGAAGCUCGACCAGCUGCGGCUGCCCCAGGAGAUGCCCUGUGAGCUGGUCCAGAUCCAGGACCCUGUCCCCUCCAGGGCAGCCCGUCGGCGGACGCCUGCCCAGAAGCUGCAGGAUGAGCUGCGGCGGCUGCUGGGCGAGAGCUGGUCAGAGGAGCUGGCGCAUGAUGUGCCCCGUGCCUGGCAGCGGCAUGGGGAUCUGGUCCUGCUGAGCGAGGACAGCUUCAGGGCUGCGUCAUGGCAGAAGCUGGGUCCAGUGCUCUGGGAGACGGUUGCCUCGGCUCUGGGUGCCCAGCGGCUGGCCAGGCGAGGACGGGUGUUGCCAGAUGGGAUGCGGUCCCCCAGUGUCACCCUGCUGCUGGGCCAGGAUGGCUGGGUGGAGCAUGUAGACAACGGGAUCAGGUACACGUUUGAUGUGACCAAGUGCAUGUUCUCACCGGGUAACAUCACGGAGAAGCUGCGGGUGGCCUCUCUGUCCUGCUCCGGGGAGGUCCUGGUGGAUCUGUAUGCAGGUAACAAGGACAGCGGGGUGGGGUUUGGCAGGGCAGGCAGGCAGAGAGCAGUGAUGCAGCUGGAGCUGCGGGAUGUAGCGGACCGGGUGAACCUAGGGCUGAUUCCCAGCUCGGAGGAAGGCUGGCCAGUGGCCUGCUGCGUCCUGAAGAAGGGCACGGGUGGGGUUCUCCACAUCCACCACAACGUGGAGACCCUCCCCACACCAGCCCCAACACAGAUCCCGGUCCUGCGGGCUGAGCAGGGGUCUGCAGGGGAAGCAUCUCUCUCUGAUGGAGAGGCGCAGCACCCAACGGAGGACAGUGGGAAGGAGAGACUGGGGGCCAGGAUCAGACCUGAGUGGCAGAGGUGGGCUGAAGCCACGGCAGCACGGAUCCAGGGACUUCUGGUAGAGCUGCACGGGCAGCCGUGGCGCACCAGCAUCCUGCACAUCGAGGCAGUGAAGUCCUAUGCACCCCAUGUGCAUCACCUUGUGCUGGACCUUGAGUGCCGGCCGACGUUGCCCGCCUAG
Charadrius vociferus (killdeer) is the source of this 1179-nucleotide messenger RNA. RefSeq names its product tRNA methyltransferase 12 homolog (S. cerevisiae) (gene TYW2). The coding region runs from base 1 to 1179 and encodes 392 amino acids. Lineage: Eukaryota; Metazoa; Chordata; Aves; Charadriiformes; Charadriidae. Gene Ontology annotation, molecular function: tRNA methyltransferase activity. The record is from RefSeq and is a predicted model, not a curated record. Gene Ontology annotation, biological process: tRNA methylation. Gene Ontology annotation, cellular component: cytoplasm. The transcript has 6 exons.